Diospyros lotus (date-plum) is the source of this 2475-nucleotide messenger RNA. RefSeq names its product protein SIEVE ELEMENT OCCLUSION B-like. The transcript has 7 exons. The record is from RefSeq and is a predicted model, not a curated record. Bases 117 to 2177 code for a protein of 686 amino acids. Lineage: Eukaryota; Viridiplantae; Streptophyta; Magnoliopsida; Ericales; Ebenaceae. Gene Ontology annotation, biological process: phloem development.
AUAGGCUCCACAGAGAGACCUUCCUUCCUUCCGUCCGUCCGUCCUAGUUCCUACUGUGCUUUCUCGUCCUGUUUUAUCUAUUUGUUCAUCAGAGUCCCCCUACUGAGCCUAAUUGCAUGGAUACUGCAAAUGGAGCUGUAAGAAUGAUCCCCGAGAACGUAGAUGGAGCACUGUUGCAGAGAAUCCUGGACUCUCAUAAGCCACUGGAUGCCAAGAAAUUUGAUGCCAAGCCUCUUCUUGAUGCUGUAGAGGAUAUCAUUCGACGAGUCGAGGGAUCCAAUGGCAAGGCAUCCCAAGGCGAUCUCGGCAGAAUGAUGGAACCCUGGAUCCAUGAAACUAUUAAAAAGGUUUCUUGUGAGCUCUCCUGCAAGUGUUCGGGGGCUACUGCAAACACGAGGGAAGUCGCCCUGGUACUUCUUCAAUCACUGGGAAGCUACUCAUGGGAAGCCAAGGCUGUCAUAACCUUGGCCGCAUUUGCCGCCAACUAUGGCUCAUAUUUACUGGUUUCCCAACUUUAUGAGAGGAACGACCCAUUUGUCAAAUCUGUGGCUUUCCUCCAACUGUCCCCAAAUCAAUCGAAACAGACCCAUUCGACAUUCAAGUCUGAGGCACUGAAAGUUGUCAAGGCCAUCCUCUAUCUUACCAAGUACAUUGUUGACGUCAGGACCUUCCAAUCUCAGAACGCUAUGUUAACUUCAAUUUUCAAUGCUUAUGAAGAUGAUUUGGCAAAGGCUGUGUAUUUGAGCAUUUUAAGUACCGUGGCUUCUGAAUCACUACUGAUGAGCACUGUGGCCUUGGGAUAUGAGUAUGAACCAACAGCAACGGACGCUCAAGUGUUUUCUAGCCUAGCGAUAGAGCUAAAGAGCGUACGCAUGGAGCUAGGGAGCCAAAUGGAAAGCUGGAAGAAGUACAUUGAGGAGAUAAUUGUUCUUGAGGAUUAUGGGAGACUUGUCCGUAAGUUUAAGGGAACAUACACCAAUAAUAUGGAAAUCCUCAAAGCUCUACUCUGGAAAGAGAGUCAAGCGACAAUGAUCUAUAAUUGUUCUACUAAGAUGCAGGAAGAAAUGAACAAGCUAAGUGGUAAACAUGUGCUGCUAUACUUUUCAAACCUAGAGCAGCUUUCCGAAGACGAAAUCUCUAUUCUCUCUGAGAAAUAUGAAAGAAAAUUGACUCCAUAUGAGAUCGUGUGGGUUCCUAUCAUGGAUGAAUCAAUUUCAUGGAAUGAGGAGAUAGCAAAAUACUUCAAGAAAACUCGAGAUUCAAUGCCCUGGUACUGCAUUAACGAGCCUUUCAAGCUUGGCAAAGCUGUCAUCAAGUACAUCAAGGAGGUUUGGAAGUUCAAGGACAGGUCACAGCUUGUGGUACUAAACCCACAAGGAAAAUUUGUGAAAUCUGGCGCCGUCGACCUCUUUUGGAUUUGGGAAAAAUCGGUUUUUGCAUCUGAAUCGACUAAUAUCAAGGAAGAAGAUGAACAACUUUGGAAAGGGACCAUGAUUCAACUGUUGCAAGAUACUUUGGGAGAAACAAUAAAUGAAUGGAUUGAUGCUCGAAAGUACAUCUUCUUGUUUGGAGGUGAAGACACAAAGUGGAUUCAGGAAUUUGUAGAAUAUGCUUGCAACGUUGUAAAGGAUGCUAACAUAGAAUUCGUCAUGAUGUACGUUGGAAAAAGCAAUUUGAGCUGGAAAACACACCAGAAGAUUUUCGAACAAAAAAACCCCAAUUUCAAUAUUAUAUUUCGAUUUACAGAAAAAAAGUACAUGUCGUCAUUUUGGGCCACCCUGCAAAGCAUAUGGCAAACUAGGGUGGAAAGUGGUAAGUCUAUUGUAGAUGAUAUGACAAUGGAAAACAUCGUGACACUUCUGAGCUUUGAUGCAAGCGCUGGAGGAUGGGCUGCAAUUUGUCGUGGUUCAAGCCCUAAGAUGGCCAAAGCUCAGGAUGAAACCAUUCUAAAUCUAUUGAAAAACUACACUACAUGGGCAGCACUCAACAAACAAGUUGGUUUUGUUGAUGCACUCAUUCAGAAGAUUAAAGAGGGUAAGACCUAUGAAAGCUAUCAUGAUUGCUACAGCUUGGCCGUUGUUGCUAACAUAGGGAGCACCCCUAAAAAGGUUAAAUGCCUUAUUUGUGGCAAAGUUAUGAAGAGCUUCAUUACCUAUAGUUGUUGCCCUGAUCUCUAGGCUAUAUAGUUUGUGCACUUUGGUGAUGGAUCCAUAAGAAUAAACGAGUCCAGUUGUUGCCCUGAUCUCUAGGCUAUAUAGCUGGUCCACUUUGGUGAUAGAUCCAUAAGAAUAAACGAGUCCAAGUUGUAAACCCUAUUUUGCUUUGUUAAGUUUGUUGAACUGGUGCAACUUGCAUUCUACAUAAAUGAAUGGGUCACCGGUCUUGUGUUCUAGACUCACACUAUCGAGUCUGUGUAUGUGUGGUAUUUUUAAAUGUACUAGUCAUCGGAAAAGAAUAUUGUUAGACAUUUGGCAC